AGGUGGCUGCGGUGAGCGGCUCCCACAGAUAACGCUGAUGCCUAUAUGUCUUGCUGCUGCCGCCCGCGCUCUCGCGAGAACAUGCAGAUGAGCGUCGCGGGCGCGCGUUGUGUGUGCGCAGCCGGUCGGGGCCUGCGGACGUCUGUGUGUCAGUGAGACGAGACCUGGGUGUGCCGGGCCCCGGAGUCGGACGGAGCGGAGAGGCUGCGGCACGGAGCGGCCUCGGACUCCUCCUGAGCGAGCACUCGCAUACAGGGAGAGGGAGCCGUGGGCAGGGAAGGACCCGGGGCUGGGAGGGGGGAGGGAAUGAAGAUGGCGGACGCCAAACAGAAGCGGAACGAGCAGCUGAAGCGCUGGAUCGGCUCGGAGACGGACCUGGAGCCGCAUAUCAUCAAGCGGAAGAAGACCAAGGUGAAGUUCGACGAUGGGGCCGUGUUCCUGGCCGCCUGCUCCAGUGGGGAUAGCGAGGAGGUGCUCAAGCUGCUGGACCGGGGGGCUGACAUCAACUACGCUAAUGUGGAUGGGCUGACUGCCCUGCACCAGGCUUGCAUUGAUGAUAAUCUUGAUAUGGUAAAAUUUCUUGUGGAAAAUGGCGCUAGUAUUAAUCAACCAGAUAAUGAAGGCUGGAUACCACUGCAUGCUGCUUCAUCCUGUGGAUACCUUGACAUAGCUGAAUAUUUAAUUACUCAUGGAGCGAAUGUGGGAGCAGUAAAUAGUGAAGGAGACACUCCGUUAGACAUAGCUGAGGAAGAGCCAAUGGAAGAACUGCUUCAAAAUGAAGUUAAUCGUCAAGGUAUUGAUGUUGAAGCAGCUAGGAAAGAGGAAGAAAGGAUAAUGCUUCGAGAUGCAAGACAAUGGCUUAACAGUGGGCAAAUAAUUGAUGUUAGGCAUGCAAAAUCUGGUGGCACAGCUCUUCAUGUAGCUGCUGCUAAAGGAUACACUGAAGUUUUAAAGCUUUUAAUUCAAGCAGGUUAUGAUAUUAAUAUUAAAGAUUUUGAUGGCUGGACGCCCCUUCAUGCAGCCGCUCACUGGGGCAAGGAGGAAGCUUGUAAGAUCCUUGUAGAAAAUCUGUGUGAUAUAGAUGCUGUCAAUAAAGUGGGUCAAACUGCAUUUGAUGUUGCUGAUGAAGAUAUUUUAGGAUAUUUGGAAGAACUUCAAAAGAAGCAAAAUCUGCUACUUGGUGAAAAACAGGAAAAAUCACCAUUAAUUGAGUCCUCUACUACAGAAAACAAUCAGUCGCUGAAAACACUGAAAAACAAAGAGACCUUAAUUAUCGAGCAUGAAAAGCCUAUCUCAACUAUAGAGUCUCUUGAGCAAGAGAAGGCAGAUGAAGAAGAUGAUGGGAAAAAAGAUGAAUCUAGCUGUUCCAGUGAGGAAGAGGAGGAAGAAGACUCAGAGUCUGAAGCAGAAACUGAUAAAACCAAACCGUCUGCAAAUAGUACAAACAGCCGAUCCCAGCUGACCACCAUAACUGCUCCUGCUUCAACAGUACCAUCUGGGCAAGUCACCCCUACAUCGCCAGUGAAAAAGUAUGAUUUCAUGGCACCUUUCAUGCCAGUGGUGGAGUCUGCACAUCCUACUUCAUGGAGACAGGGCUUGCGCAAAACUGGCAUAGUCCUUGUGCCAAGUAAAGGUGACAAGUCCAUGUUCCCCACUCCAGCAACCAAAAUUUCCCCUAAAGAAGAAGAAAGGAAAGAUGAAUCGCCAGCUUCCUGGCGUUUAGGACUUCGCAAGACGGGAAGUUAUGGGGCUUUGUCUGAGAUUACUGCAUCGAAAGAAGCUCAGAAGGAGAGAGACUUUACUGGUGUCAUGCGCUCAGCCUCCAGUCCUAGACUUUCUUCUACCCUAGAUAAUAAAGAAAAGGAGAAGGAUGGUAGAGGGGCAAGGCUUGCAUAUGUUGCUCCAACAAUACCUCGGCGACUUGCAAGUACUUCUGAUAUAGAAGAAAAAGAAAAUAGGGAAUCCUCUUUUGGUUUAUCUCGUAUCGGGGGAUCCUAUACAAGAAGAAAAUGGGAGGAUGACCUGAAGAAAAACAGUUCUGUUAAUGAAAUUUUAAAUACAACCUAUCAAAGAAGUGGUUCCUUUGGCAGAAGGCAAGAUGAGCUACUUAGUUCUAGUGUUCCAAGUACAACUUCUGGAUCAACACCAACAGUUACCUCUUCUGGACUUACAAGGAGUCUGUCCAGCACUAUUAGUACUGCAAAGAGUACAGUGGGUUCUUCAGGCUUACCCAGCAGUACCUCAAACCGUUUGUGGGCAGACGAUAGCUCUGAAAAAGACAAGGAUACUGUCCCUACUGCAGUCACCAAUCCUGUUGCACCAACCGUUGUAAAUCCCACCACUACUUUCACCUCUAUGACCACCACUUCCACUGGCACUGUUCCUUUCACAGCGGAGGUCAGGGAAAGACGCAGGUCGUAUCUCACGCCAGUUCGGGAUGAAGAAUCAGAGUCCCAAAGAAAAGCUAGAUCAAGACAAGCCAGACAGUCCAGAAGAUCAACACAAGGUGUUACAUUAACAGACCUUCAAGAAGCUGAGAAAACAAUUGGUAGAAGUCGCCCUACUCAAACCAGAGAUCAAGAAAGUGAAGAAAAAGAAAAACAAGACAAAGAAAAACAAGAAGACAAAAAAGAAUCUGAGAAUAAAAAUGAUGACUACCGCUACAGAUUCUCGCGCAAUAUGGAAGAGAGAUACAGGCCGUUAUCAGCAAGUACUACUGUCGUAUCAUCGUCUACACCAUCACUUUCUUCAUCUACUGGUUCUUUAUUUACUUCAAGUCAAUUAAACCGACCAAGUAGUCUAACUGGGCUCUCUUCUUCGUACUCAAACUUCUCCAGGCUUUCAUCGAAAGAGCCAGAAAGAGAUGAAAAGAGAGAGGAGGAGAGAGAGUCUGAAGACAAAUCUCAGUCUAAAUCAAUACGAGAGAGACGGAGACCAAGAGAAAAAAGGCGUUCUACAGGUGUUUCAUUUUGGACUCAAGAUAGUGAUGAAAAUGAACAAGAUCAGCAAUCUGAUACAGAUGAGAGUUCAAAUAAGAAGGACAGUCGAACGGACAACUUUUCCAGGUAUCCCACAGGAUCUACAGGCGUUCUAUCCAGCGAUAGACUUGAAUCAAAUGUUGGAUCUUCUAGUUAUUUAGAUAGAGGAAAACUUGGUUACAGUAGAUUACACAAAGAUGACACCACAGACUUUAAAAAGUUGUAUGAACAAAUCGUAGCAGAAAAUGAAAAACUGAAGGCCCAGUUGCAUGACACCAACAUGGAGUUAACGGAGCUCAAGUUACAACUUGAAAAAGCUACACAGAGGCAAGAACGUUUCACUGACCGAUCACUUUUAGAAAUUGAAAAAAGGGAAAGAAGAGGUCUGGAGAGACGGAUAUCUGAGAUGGAAGAAGAACUUAAAAUGUUACCGGACCUAAAAGCAGACAACCAGAGGCUAAAAGAUGAAAACGGAGCCUUAAUAAGAGUUAUAAGCAAACUUUCCAAAUAAAGAGGUUUUACCACAGUAAAGAUUUAAUGGCAUUGCACAUAAGUUACUCCAGUGGACCAUAAUGUUGGCAAUCACUGGAUACAUGGGGGAAUAUUCCUUGGCGACUGUAACUUUAAAAAAUCCUGCCAAACUCCCUCUCACCUGUAUUUCGUUUUUUUUUUGUUUUGUUUUUGUACAAAAAGUUUGUUUUGUAUUAAAGCGCGGCUGCUGAGGAGACAAAAUGACUAUGAAUUCUUGUUUACAGUUACAACGUGCAAGGAAAGUGUUCAAGGCCAGACGCCUCCUAUAUGUAACCAGUAAGCCUUAGUUGUACAUAAGCCUUUUGCAAUCAAAAAGCUUUCUGCUACCACAAAAGACUUUGACAUAGUUUGUUGUGCCACACAUCAAAUCCUUCUCUUCGCUUUAUUACUUUUAUAUAUAUAUAUAUAUAUAUAUAUAUAUAUAUAUUAUUUUUUUUUUAACUGCAUUCGUGUCUGCCGCUUUCUUUAUGCACUGCUUAUUGACCACUUAUUGUAGAAGUAGGCUUUCUGGCCGUUCUUGCUGGUACUUGUAUUUUGGCAACAGUCACAUGCUGCACAUGCUUAUGUAUUGGUUUACAGUGGCUACAACUGUUACCAUUACUGCAGCUUCUGGAUAUCCGUUUUCCCAUUGCUUACAUUUGACUACUCAGACGUUAGUUGGGGCAGUUGCAUUUAUCAUUUGUGUAAAAUGCAUUACAUUUCUGGAUCCUAGUAAUGGCUGUUACCCCCCUAGCUGUCGCUUAUUAUUAUUGGUUUUUUUAAGAAGGCUUCAAUGAGAUGUUUGUUCAGUACUAUAGCUUUCACACUCAUUUUAGUAGGUACAGAGUGAGUGAAUGUGUAUAUAUUUGUGUGCUUGUAUAUAUAAAUAUAUAUAGAUUUGCUAGUCUAUAUCUAUAUAUACAUAUAUAUGGAGAACCUGUAUUAUGUUUCCAAACCACUGUGUGGCAUGCUCAAAUCGUUCUCUCUGCAGUGUCUGUUACUCAAGGUUAGAUAUUUCCUAAAUAGUUAUCUUAAUAAAGUUCAGUCAUUUUAUAGUAUAAAUGUCUAUUUUAUGGAGGCGUGACUUUAGUUAUAACUGUAAAAUAUUUUGAUUUUGUUAUUUUCUUUUGAAGUCACAACUAUUAAAAGUUUAUUAUUAUUUCACUACAUUUCAUGUUUCUUUGAGUACCAUUAAUAUCAUUUGUGCUAGCCAGAGUGAAGUCACUAUGCUUAUACUCCUAACAUGCACUCUGUUGUGUAAAUGCACUGUUGCCAUGCCAGAAGGCAUGUAAUUUAAUACCACUUCAUAUCUAUCAAUUUUCUACAUUUCAGUGGCCUUUUUGCAGAAAGUAACCAAUAUUUUAAAUACGUAUGUGCAUUCAGCUCAGUGAGAGUUGCUGCUUUUUUUUGGGUAGACCGCUUUUAUAUUUCCACUGACCGAUACAAACAACGUGAUACUGGCACAUGAAUCUAAUUCACUGAAAAAGCUCCGUCAUUAAAACAAAAGUUGUAAAUUGAAAAGCUUACAGCAGCUAUUGUGUUGUUGACUAUAAUGUAUACUAUAUUAAAUGUGAAUUUGUACCCCUUUAAUUUACAAACAGGUCAUUGUGAUCUACUGCCUAUAUUUUGUGGGUUUUUGGUUAUCCAAACUUAAUGCCCUCAUGUUCGGUUUCCAGGUUUUAUGAAAAUACAUUGCCUUGCUCUUACUGCCAAGCUCAGGAUUCUUUUUAAAAGGUACAGAGAUAGUUUGGGGAUUUUGUUAUAUUCAUUUAUUAUGUAUGUGGGGUGUAACGGAUUUGCAUCUUGAAGAUGCAAGUAUAAAAGUGUAAAAGUCUGUACAGCAAAUGAAGCUGCACGUUUCUGGAGUUGCAAGAUUACUUAUUAUGGUUUAUACUUGGUAAAGCUUGGGUGUCUGUGAAGAAUGAGGAAAUAUUUCUAAUUUAGUAUUUUAUAUUUAGUUUAUUUAUUCUUUAUCGAAACAGAUUGGCUACUGUGCUACAUUGAUUUUAUUGGUGGUCCUGAGCAGGCUCUGUAUCUGCAUGAAACUAGUAACAAUCCUUAUCUUUUGGAGAAAAAUGUAUUUUGACAUAUACAAAUAAAAAUGAAUUAAACUAUU
Pseudophryne corroboree (corroboree frog) is the source of this 5604-nucleotide messenger RNA. It is a transcript of the gene PPP1R12A, whose product is annotated as protein phosphatase 1 regulatory subunit 12A. Gene Ontology annotation, molecular function: enzyme inhibitor activity; phosphatase regulator activity; protein kinase binding. Gene Ontology annotation, biological process: signal transduction. NCBI's taxonomy places the organism in Eukaryota, Metazoa, Chordata, Amphibia, Anura, Myobatrachidae. The coding region runs from base 307 to 3489 and encodes 1060 amino acids. The transcript has 26 exons. The record is from RefSeq and is a predicted model, not a curated record. Gene Ontology annotation, cellular component: cytoplasm; Z disc; A band.